GCGAAAGCAUUGGGGGUGGGAGUUUUUUUUUCGUAAGGAACAGUAACAUUGACUUGUGCUUUUAAUUAAUUGACAUUUUGGAUUCCAUUUAUGCCAUUCAAAUCAGUCAAAUAAAGAAAGAAAUAAUCCUACGAAUCAAAUCAAACAAAUGGUAAUUAAUUAUAUAAAUAUAAACAAUAUACUUUUUUUGGUAAUUAUUUAUGAAUAAUAUUGUCAGGCAUAUAAAAAUCAUUGUUGAUUGAGCAAUCUCGAGGGUGGGUAGGCCCGAAGCUCAACUCAUGGUCAAGAGAUGUAUCUAGAUCAUCUGCAAGUACUGACAUUCAGUCCUACUAUAAAGUAUAAACCAGUACUUGCAGUUAAUUCUAAAAACAUGUCUCUCACUCGGAUGUUGAUUGUUGACAUGGUGGGUAAAUCAGUGUGAAAUCGACAUAUCAAAUCGGGUUUAAUCAUAACUGGUCAUUCUACUGUAUUCUCGUGUCGGGUUUAACUUUAAAUUAAAUCGGGUCAAACUCGGUCGAACAUGUUCAGAUCUGUAAGUUUUAAAUAUUUAAUCAGGUAAAUUGAGUCAACCAAAAAGUUCCUCUCACGCAUUUUUCCACAAAUAUUUCUUCUCUCUAAUUUUCAAUGCAAAUUCGAGUCAUCUCAAUUUGAUUAGACGAUCUUGACAAACUUCCUCAUCCAAGUCAAACGGUGACCUCUGGACAAGGUAUACAUUAAUAAUGACUACAACGAUAAAAAAAAAAGAUUAUUAUUAUGUAAUUUUUGUAUCAUUAUAAUGAAAUUGUUACUUAGUAUGUUUUAUGCAUGGAAUUAUUAUUAAACAUAAUAAAAGUACAUAAAUCAACAUAAUUUUUACAUUAAUUAUCUCUCAUCUGAUCUUUCCUCUUUCUCUCUCUCUUUCCACUUCAAAUUGGGAUAGACUAGAAUAGUUUAUUUAUUCAACAAAAAAAAAAUAGUUUAUUUAUCCCAUUUACAUAUUUACUCCCUUCACUUACACACAUAAACAAACAUAGCGUAAUAUAUUUAAAUAUGGAAUUAUCAGUUUCAAAACCAAUGAAUUACCACUAGACAAAACUCUUUAAAUCUCUCGUUUGAAGGCAUUUUAACUAACUAGUAUCUUAUACUUCAACACUUGAGAAUUUGAGAGAACUCCCCAUCAAAAAAAAAAAAAAAAAAAAAGAAUUUGAGAGAACUUGAAUGACAAGCUAAUUUUUUCUUUUUUUUGGUUUUGUUUUGGUAUAACUUUGAUGGAAAAUGGUUGAUGGUUGGGAGUGUAUACGUGUUUGACUAUUGUUAAGACAUUAAUUGCGAUUACAGACCAGCGAAGGGGAAGUAAAUUACUUGUUCAGUUCAGUAUUCAGGGGCUCUAAAGUAAAAAGCUAAUCGCCAUCACCUCAAUCCCGCAUCUUCAACUCAUCAUCUCCUUCCCUUCCCAUCCAGCUUCCUGUCAAUGGCGAUUCCUUUUUCACUACAACAGUAAAAACCCAGAUGAAAUAAUUUAAUAGCAACACAUCUUGUACUGCAAUUCACUAACUUCCAAACUCCCACAGCAGCCAAACACCACGCCGCUCUCCCCGCGCACCCACGCCUCUUCUCUUCUUCGAACGUUACCCACUAAUGACUUCUUCCCCGUAGAUUCACGGAAAAACCCAACAAUCCGGCACCAGUUCUUAAUGCGGUUCUCUCACACUGUCAAUUGAAUCGCGCCGCUGCACUCCUUUCAGGUCCGUACUUCUUUGCGAUUCUGGAUCCGAUAUCAUUGCUUCCUUUCUGUUUCGCCCCCUUUCAUCUGAAUUCUCUUUCAAGCAAGCGACUUUGGGUUGGUUUCUGAUUUGCAGUUUCAAUUGCGUUUGGGAAUCGGAUUAUGUGAUAAUAGUUCAAGAGAGCCGGGUGAGAGACAUUUGUCCAGUUUCUUUUGGUAGAUCGGGAGCCAUGGAGAAUGGCAUGGAUGCUGACGCAAGCUCUUUUCUCAGUUUGUUUGCAGCGAUUUCAUAUGGGAUUGCUUCAAUGGCGAUGGUGUUUAUCAACAAGGCCAUUGUUAUGCAGUAUUCUCACUCUAUGACACUUCUCACUCUCCAACAAGUUGCUACAGCCUUGCUUAUACAUGUUGGGCGGAAAACGGGAUACACAAGAUCGAAGGGACUCGAUCUCCAAACAGCUAAGAGACUUCUCCCUGUUUCUCUCUUCUACAAUGCCAAUGUGGCAUUCGCUCUGGCCAGCUUGAAAGGGGUUAACAUUCCCAUGUAUAUUGCCAUCAAGAGGCUGACUCCUCUUGCUGUGCUGAUUGCUGGCUUUUUCGCUGGGAAAGGAAGGCCUUCAACGCAGGUGACUCUAUCCGUCCUACUGACUGCUGGAGGGGUUGUUAUUGCAGCGCUUGGAGAUUUUUCAUUCGAUGUGUUUGGUUACGGCCUGGCAUUUGUUUCUGUUUUCUUCCAGACAAUGUACCUUGUUUUAGUGGAGAAGUCUGGUGCAGAAGAUGGGCUUUCUUCAGUUGAGAUAAUGUUCUACAACAGCUUCUUGUCUCUUCCAUUCUUGAUGUUCCUCAUUAUUGUUACUCGAGAAUUUCCCGACUCUUUGGUGUUGUUAAUCGCAAAGAGUAAUUCCUUGUCAUUUUUGGUGAUACUCAUUCUUUCAUUGGUGAUGGGGAUCAUUCUCAACUACACCAUGUUCCUAUGUACGAUAGUCAACUCAGCUCUGACAACAACUAUUGUAGGCGUUCUCAAAGGUGUUGGAUCCACGACUCUUGGUUUCUUCUUACUUGGCGGGGUGAAAGUGCAUGGUCUGAACGUGACUGGUCUGGUCAUCAACACAGCUGGUGGAGUGUGGUAUUCGUACGCCAAAUAUCGGCAGAGGAAAAACAGGCCACAGAAGCUAACGCCAGAUAUAGAGGCACAUCGAAAGUAAUAGGUAGAGUUUGCCAGUUUUGUCUUGCAUUAUUACCACAGUAGAUGAUUCAAAUUGCUGUUUUCAAGUUGCUUUGAUGCACAUUGUAUAGUUGCUUUUUAACUAUGAGAAAUUGUAUGAGCGAAAUGGCAUAUAAGAGUACCCCUUCCUCUACUGUUCUCCAUUUUCUGAUGAGCACAAGGUACCUGGAAAUGGAUAUGGGCAUAUGGCUCAGACUUCCUCUAACUUGCUGCUUCUGCUUUUGAGAAAUUGGGUUGCUUGAAAAACUGGAAAACUUGUUGCAGUAUACGCUUCUAUAUUUGUGUAUGAUCGCAUAACGUAUUCUCGGGUUAAAUUUGCAGCUCUGGCGCAAAGGUGGCUGACAUGAGGUACUGCAAAUUAAGCGAUUGAACGAAGGAUGCGUUCUUGGUAUUUGAAGAAGAAGACAGGCUCAUUGUAAGGAGUCACAUUGAUGCUUCGUAGACGAUAUGUCUUUCGUUUGAAUGCUGAAGCUGCAGCUCUGUGAGCCGAAGCAAGACACUGUAGAGUAGCCGAUUCUACAAAAACCUAAAGGGGCAAUGAGCCAAUGACCAUAUUCCCUUACAUCACAAGUAUAAGCGCAUGAAACUGAACUUAAGUCGAGUUUUGUUUUCUGUGAGUUCAUUCAAUGGAUUACAACAAAGUUUGAAACUCAGGGGAAAACGAUCGUCGAUUGAUCUACACUCCAACGAUCAAGCCGGUACCGAGUAAUAUACACAAGUAGUUAGAUCAGGCCAGUUGGUGGGAAGAGGUCGACCUGGUUGUUUUCAAGCCUUGAGAGCCAUGAUAACAAAGAUCAGUGGGUCUGGUGAGUAAUAAAAUACUCUUAUGGAUUACAUUCCAAUCUUGCAUCAUCAGAAGAAUUCAAUCAUCUGAUGAUUCUCUACAUUUGUUAAUGCCUUUGCCUUUUAAGUAUUUUAAGUCAGUGGGGUUUGAAGGAAACAUUAUAUUUAAUGUUCCAAGUUGCACACCGUACUUUAAAUUAAACCAGAAUUUGGUAUUAAAGUAAUCAUUCUUCAUUCUUUUGUGUCCUGAUAAAAAGAAUUUCUCAACUAUGGUGUAUCUGUAUUAUAUAUGUGUUUUGGGGCCUGCAUGAUUAGUUUAAUAUUUACAUUAACUAAAUUUUGAGCCCUUUGGCAAGAUGAUAGCUUUUUCCCCAAAAGGAUCCGUCCGGUUAGUAUGUUUAUGAGUUGGACGUUAGUAUUUCGGAAUAAUCAGUUUGAUAAGCAAAUUGAGGGGUAGACAUGAGCAGGAGUCAACAUCGUAGGAUCGUAAGGUUUCAUGAUUUCAAUUGUUAAGUAAUCGCUCUUUAUUAUUUUUUUAUGUUAUAUAAAACGGAGUUUUCAAAAUACGGUGUAUCUGUAUUAUAAAUAUUUUGGCUUCUGCGUAAUUAAUUUAAGAUUGCAUUAAUUUCGACUGCUUUGGCAUUCUAUAAGAUAGCUUUCGCAGAAAGGAUUCGUCUCGUUAGCAUAUAUUGACUGUUUAGUCCGGUUAGCAAUGUUUAUGAGUUGGACGUUAGUAAUACAAAGCGAUCACAGCUUGAUCAACAAAUUGAGGAACAUACAUGACCAAGAAUCGACAUCGUUUAGAUUAUAUGGUACCGUGAUUUCAAUCGUAAAAGAUACAUGCAUUCAGCGAUUGAAAAAUCACAUUACGUCUGAUUUAACGAUGUUAUACCCUCCAGAAGUAUGGUAGCAAAAUCCCAAAAAGAUAAAUGGCAAGACAAAAAUGACCACCUCUUUUUGUUUUUUUUUUGAGAUACAAACUGAAAGGAAAGUGUUGGCAAUACAAUCCAUAGAGAAAGGUGGGCAAUGGUGGUGGUGAUGUUUGUUUGCAAAGAGAGGGACCAAAGCAAAGCACAAUUGAAAGUCUUUUUCUCAUUUGAUAUUGUGAUAAUGAAUGGCCUUUUUGUUGGCUUUUCUGUUCUGUACAAAAUGGCCAAAACGGAAGGGAAUAUCCCUUUUCCUCAUUUUUCACAUAACCGACAUCUCUCUCUUCUUCUUCUUCAUAGGAUGGAUUAUUAUUACAGGCACAUCAUUUGAUCCACUUGAUGUAAAAGUGUUUGGUGUUUCCAUCAAACUUACUACGGUUUAGAUAAUUUUGUUUAUAGCACUGAAUUUUUGGAAAUAAAUAACGUGGGAACAUUGGUUUGAGGCAUUUUCUCUACCUUUAAGAAGAAUAUCGUCACCUAUUUUUAGUACGGGUGUUCACCAGCUGAAUUCCAUUACAUCAAAUACAAUAUUUUAGAAACUCAAUAGGUACUUACCAAAAGUAGUGUAAGAAAUGAAGAAUUUUGGAAUUCAUUGGGUUUUUACAAGUGGGUUUGUAAGGACUCAUGCAAUGCAUGUUUGGUUUAUAAGUAUUGUAAUUUAUAGUUGUUAUAAACGCGCUGCUACGGAUCGGGAAAUCGCUGGAAUCGAUAAAGUAAGAAUAUGAAAGGGAGAAUCGAAAAAACACAGACACGCGAUUUACGUGGUUCACUAACACGAUGUGUGUUAGCUACGUCCACGGGCGAGAGAGAGCCAAUUUCACUAUAUCGAGGAGAUUACAGAUUACAGAGGAGUAUGAGAAGUAUUUAUAGUACUUCUCCAUGUGGGUCUAAACCUAAUCCAAUCUGGCAAAGGAAAUGGUUACAGACCAGGCCCAGAACCCGAACCCAAAUAACAUUGAGCCCAUACACCGUGGGCCGGGGGCGUUGCCCCCCACCCCCACCGGGGCGUUGCCCCUGGACCCCACUCGCUGACCGGAGACCCCCGAUUACCAGUCGUAGCGGCUGAUAGUCCGAUUCAAGUCACAUCAACAAUAGUAUUGAGUCUCGUAUGAUUGUACGAAUUGUGGAAUAUGUUUGAUACAAAUACAUGACAAUCCUAUCGAAACGAAGAUUGGGAAACAAUAUAAUGCAAAAAAAAACAUUUACUUUUGUAACCAGCGAGCUGAUUACGAGGUUGUUAAACUCGUUUUUUAAAAAAAAAACAUGUGCUUUAGCUCUUCAUUGAGGCGAGAAGAAGGUGUUAAGUAAGCACCUAUUUCUUGAAGAAAUAAAAAAAAGGGUAUUUGAAUCCUACGAUAUUCGUUCGAAAGUUACUGAAGAUAUGACAAAUGACCAUGACUUCAUCCAUACAAUAAUUUUAUAGAGAACUU
Messenger RNA from Linum trigynum, 6063 nucleotides. The record is from the annotation of a GenBank genome assembly. NCBI's taxonomy places the organism in Eukaryota, Viridiplantae, Streptophyta, Magnoliopsida, Malpighiales, Linaceae.